AUGUACAUUUUCAAAGCUACUAUUGAACAAACAAUGAACUCUCCUAUUAAUCCUUUAGUCAAGAAAGGGGCGUCAGCUUCUUUCUUGGCUCCCUCCUUUAAGAUUAGAAGGAAGAACAUUUCUGCAGUUUCCACUCCUCAAAACCACUACACUUUAAGAAGGAAAUCAGCACAUAAAGCCCUUGAUCACGACAUGAACAAGGACAUAGCUCCUUUUAUGGGAAGGAGGAAAACUAUCAGGACCCAGAAUAUUCAUAAAAGAAAGGAAUUGACCUACACUAAUCCCAAGAAUUCUCAAAGACAUCGAAAAGACAAACCUCUUGAAAUCGAAAUCGAAGGGGAUAGAUUAGAACUCAACUCUAAGUUAUCAGACAGAGCUUCCUGUCCAAACCAAAGACCAAAAACUGCUAUUGGAAAUCUUGAUAAAGGUAAACCUUCAUACAAGAUUUUGAAUAUCAAAACAUUGCCAAAGAAGUACUGAAAAUAAGAAGAAGAUGGCAAAGACACAAUUUGCUAGAAGUCCAAAGGCAACUUUAGUCCCAUUUGAAUCAAAGUUCUUCGGAAAAUAAGCAUAAAUAAUGUCGAAUUGGUCUCAACAACUGUCACACAGAAGAAACCAAAGAAGAGAGCUUCAAUAGUAUUUGAAGAGGAAAAGAAACUUCAAUGUGUUGAUCAGUAUUAUUCGGUGGUCAAAACAGGAAAUACACGAUAUAAAAAGAAAAGCUCAAGCCAAGUGUUCCAACCUAAUUAUCUCAGGAAAUCUUGAUCUACUAUGAACCUUGGAAAAGACAAAGUUAAAGAAAAAUUGUGUGACAGAGACUCUCUCAAAAUUUUAAUGAGGAGCGAAACCAGUAUUAAUUCUGGAAACCCAAAGCAUAAAAAUUGUGAUAUACAAUUACAGAAAGCAAUAAAGCCUUGAUCUAAUCAAAGAAGAAGCCGUCAGGAGACUCAUUCAUCUCCAAAGAAGUUCAUACUUAAUCCAAAUCUAGGGCUGAGGGAGAUCAUCCUCGAUCCUACGAGAAGUUCGAAGGUUGAACCGAGACUUCAAAAUUCUCAGAAAGAUAAAUUGCUAAGCAGGAUAGAUAUACUUAAGUAUUGUAAAAGGCUCCAACUCAAAUUACUAAAUCGAGCUUCAGAAAAGGAGAGGAAGGUGAUUUCUUCUCGAAGGAACAAGAAUGCUAAAGUAUUAUAAAUCUCUCAGAACAAUCAGGUCAAAUGUUAUAAAGUCUUUAGAGCUCGAUUUGCCCUCUAAAAUUUCC
This is a messenger RNA of Moneuplotes crassus, 1258 nucleotides long. The record is from the annotation of a GenBank genome assembly. Lineage: Eukaryota; Ciliophora; Spirotrichea; Euplotida; Euplotidae.